Messenger RNA from Myotis brandtii (Brandt's bat), 489 nucleotides. Its product is annotated as probable ATP-dependent RNA helicase DDX60. Bases 172 to 489 code for a protein of 105 amino acids. The record is from RefSeq and is a predicted model, not a curated record. Gene Ontology annotation, biological process: defense response to virus. The transcript has 6 exons. NCBI's taxonomy places the organism in Eukaryota, Metazoa, Chordata, Mammalia, Chiroptera, Vespertilionidae. Gene Ontology annotation, cellular component: cytoplasm. Gene Ontology annotation, molecular function: double-stranded RNA binding; single-stranded RNA binding.
CUGAACAUCUGGGACUUAUUUCAUCUUGUAGAAUCUGACGCUAUCUUUUCUGAAGUUUCCCUUUUGUCUGCCAUUUUCAUUAAUAACUGCCACUUAGAGGUACCCAAGUAAAGGAUUUUUGCUAUAUUUAAUAUUUUCCAGUUCAGGUUGGAGGCGCAGGUAGCAGCAAGGAUGGGUUUAGAAAAAUAUAGGAUGUUUUUAGAGGAAAUUUCAGAGUUAAUUUUGAGUGAAAUGCCAAAAGCUGACUAUUCCAGUAUAUUCAACGAUUUUGUUGAAUCUGAAUUUUUUCUCAUUGAUGGAGAUUCAUUGCUUGUCAUGUUCAUAUGUGAGGAAUCAUUAAAGCAGGGGCAGGAGCUCCAUUUCUUCUAUUUGGUUGAACGCUACCUUGUGGAUAUUAUUAGUAAAGGAGGACAAUUUGCCAUAGUUUUCUUCAAGAUGGUAACGUCUGCCAUUUUCAUUAAUAACUGCCACUUAGAGGUACCCAAGUAA